AUAUAAAGCGCGCGCGCAGCUAGCCCCCACACAUAUCUUUUGUACACGGGCGUACUACGUGUUACGGCUGAACCAAUCUAUCCCCGUGCUCGCUGUGAGGCCAUUGACCAGAGGAAACGGAGGAGGAGAGAGCGAUCGUGGUCGUACGUACGUUGGGAGAGAAGAAGGGACGCGCGCGCGCGCGCCGGAGCGGCAGGGCAGGAUGAAGGUGCAGUGCGACGUGUGCGCGGCCGAGGCGGCGUCGGUGUUCUGCUGCGCCGACGAGGCCGCGCUGUGCGACGCGUGCGACCACCGGGUGCACCGGGCCAACAAGCUCGCCGGGAAGCACCGCCGGUUCUCGCUGCUCAACCCCUCGGCGUCCGGCCGCUCGCCGACAUCGACGACGGCGCCGCUCUGCGACAUCUGCCAGGAGAAGAGGGGUUUCCUGUUCUGCAAGGAGGACCGGGCGAUCCUGUGCCGCGAGUGCGACGUGCCGGUGCACACGGCGAGCGAGCUCACCAUGCGCCACAGCCGGUACCUCCUCACCGGCGUGCGGCUCUCCUCGGAGCCUGCCGCGUCCCCGGCGCCGCCGUCGGAGGAGGAGAACAGCAGCAGCUUCUGCUGCAGCGCCGACGACGCCGUGCCGGCCCCGGCGGCGCCCGCCACGAGCCACGGCGGGAGCAGCGGCAGCAGCAGCAUCUCCGAGUACCUCACCACGCUGCCCGGGUGGCACGUCGAGGACUUCCUCGUCGACGACGCCACUGCCGAGGCCGCCGCCGCCGCCGCCGCCACCUCUUCCGGCAUCUCCGCGAACGGGCCGUGUCAGGGGGUAACACGGAUCGGAGGGCUGCAAGAAUCCGCCGGCUACCCUGCGUGGAUGGCGCAGCAGCAGCUGUGCUGCGACGGCCUCGUCGCCGGCGACGCGUCGCCGGCUAGCCGGGAGCGGUGGGUGCCGCAGAUGUACGCGGAUCAGCUUGCCGCCGGCAGCAAGAGAUCCAGGACGUCCACUGCUUCUUCCUACUCCUACUGGUGAAACUAAAGCAAUUGAGGCCAUGGUUUGUACGUAGUAGAUGUUGUUUCGGGCUUAAUUAAUGACUGCAUUUUGCGCUUCCGGACGGGAGUGUUUGUGCGUUAUUUUUGAGGCGCAGAGGAAAAUCUGAGCCUUUUGUAUCCCUUCCUUUUUGCUCGUCACGACUAGUACUGUAUGUUUUUCUUCUACGCAAUAACGAGAAUUUUUCCUCUUUUCCAAUGUAAGAACCUGGUUAUCUGGGAUUGUUUGGACUUUUGGAUGUGGUUGAGACGUUCA
Molecule: messenger RNA, 1285 nt
Organism: Oryza sativa Japonica Group (Japanese rice)
Lineage: Eukaryota; Viridiplantae; Streptophyta; Magnoliopsida; Poales; Poaceae
Source: RefSeq, a predicted model, not a curated record